GGGGCACGGAGCAAGGCAACGGCAAUAGGAUCAGGAACCUAGAAACAUCUGGAGAAUUGAUGCCUGGUAUCUGAAACCCGGUCAAGGCGGGUAUGAGCACAUCACCUUGUCCGCAAGUGGGAAACUGGAGGCGAUCGUCGUUUGCGCUGAUUCUCCGUAGACCACUGUACACCUGAGCCUCGUUCUGUGUCGAUCAGCAUGAGCCUCUGCUUCUGGUCCAGCCACGAGCAAUCAUGCUGCAGCGGAGUUUCGAUCGUCGAAUUGUAUGCAUUGAAUCCUUCUUACGUUAAUUAGGUAAUGCAUGCUGCCGCUGAGACGUGGAGGCACUGUGGACCAGGUGGACUGGUACGUCGAGGGGAUAGUCGAACGACCGCGGGGUCACGACAUCGUUGGAGGGGACAAAAACUCACUCGGCAUUUUGGCAGGGCUCAGGCUGCUGUAGCUUCGAGAUUUUGACUACAGUCGACUGCUACUAGUUGUGGAUUUCAAAGAAGAAAAUAUCUUAUCGGUGUACAAGAUUCUAUUGUCAAGAAAAGGAUUAAUCCAGUUGAUUUUGCUUGUGCACUUGUACGUGCUACUCGCCGCAACGAAGUGAGAAAAUUUAUUUUGCAAUCUACGGAAUUGGACUUCAAUCCAGUGUAUCCAGUAUUGAAGCCUUGUUCAGUGUAACGCACGAUCAAUAGUUGAUUGCGGCAAUGGAGGUCAGCGACUGCUCGGUACAGCCAAUAAUUUGUUUAUGGAAUGAGUGGAGUUUGAACGUGGAUCGGUCUUUAUAGGAUAAUGGCGGAAUUUUUAAAAGCAUCUAGUACGACCCGUUCGCUUUAUAUUACAACAUACAGGAAGCGAAGAAUUCCUUUACCUUUUUCCCUUUGUAGAACCUUUCAUAGAAGCCGUUCAGUAAAUUCUUUGGACUUAAAAAGCUUCCACAGAUAUUCAGAUCGAAGAUUUCCAAGAAUCGUUCGAAGAUGCACAAGCUACACAACUCAACUACCCCCUAUGUCAUCCACUAGGUCCGAAGAAUGGCUCGCAGCUGCAACCAUGCCGUCUCAUUCGUCAUCAAACUUAAAAUCCUUGCCUACAGAACAUUUGAGCGAUUCAUCAGCUCAAUGGUUGCUAUCGAGAGAGUCAACAUUGUCUGCUAUGGCUCAUACCCUGCUGAAUUCUCUGUUAGAACCAAAGAUUAGAUGAAGAGAAUUAUUUUCAUUUGAUUGGUUAUAAGUUUCAUAAAGUGAAUACAUAUUCAUUGAAUGGUGGAAUGUGAAUGUGGGGUAUUUGGACUAGGGUGUUCUCAGGAGCAGACAGUGAUGAUGUUCGCUUAGUUGUUCAGCAUGUUGUUCGCGAGCGGCCAGUGUCAACGCUAAUGGGCGUUGGCUGGGGCUAGGGUGCCAACUUGUUGACCAAGUAUCUGGGUGAAGAAGCAGGUUCCACUCGUAUGGUGGCUGCUAUAGACAUUUCCAAUCCUUUCGAUUACGAGCAAUCUUCAAUGCAUCUAGGCGCACAACAUGGUGAAAAACUCGACCGUAUGAUGGCAAAAGGUCUAGUGAGCAUUCUUGAGGCAAACAAGGUGCUUUUUAUGAGGGAAAAUAAAGGCUUCGACUUGAGAAAGGCUUCGACAUCCUCCACAGUUCGUGAGUUUGAUGCAGCCAUAUUAAGAGUAACGUAUGGCUUUAAUACGUUAGAGGAGUUUUAUACUGCUGCAGGUUCUGCAAGAUACAUCAGUACUGUCCAAGUCCCUCUCCUUUUUAUCCAGAGAGAGGAUGAUUCAAAGCCAGUGACUUCCAUUCCUCGCCUUGUUCUUGAAAAGAAUCCAUACAUCACUGCUCUUGCACAGAUUCCAGUAGUUAAUUUAUCCUCUUUCAAGGGAGUUGUACGAGAACCUGGAAGUACAUCAAGACAUGACUGGAGUUAUAACGUUGCAUUCGAGUGGUUAGCAGCAGUGAAAGUGGCGUUGCUGAAGGGCCAACAUCCACUUUUACAUAGACACUCGUAAUAACUCUGGAAGCGAAUCGCCAGCAAGAGAGCAACCAGCAUUGGAAGAUGAAAGCGUAGUUGAGGAAAAAGAUGAAAUUAAACC
Physcomitrium patens is the source of this 2074-nucleotide messenger RNA. Its product is annotated as embryogenesis-associated protein EMB8-like. Gene Ontology annotation, biological process: lipid metabolic process. The record is from RefSeq and is a predicted model, not a curated record. Gene Ontology annotation, molecular function: monoacylglycerol lipase activity; short-chain carboxylesterase activity. NCBI's taxonomy places the organism in Eukaryota, Viridiplantae, Streptophyta, Bryopsida, Funariales, Funariaceae.